Messenger RNA from Strigops habroptila (Kakapo), 2662 nucleotides. RefSeq names its product MAP/microtubule affinity-regulating kinase 4-like. Gene Ontology annotation, molecular function: ATP binding; protein serine/threonine kinase activity; tau-protein kinase activity. Gene Ontology annotation, cellular component: cytoplasm. Gene Ontology annotation, biological process: protein phosphorylation; intracellular signal transduction; microtubule cytoskeleton organization. The coding region runs from base 107 to 2662 and encodes 851 amino acids. Lineage: Eukaryota; Metazoa; Chordata; Aves; Psittaciformes; Psittacidae. The record is from RefSeq and is a predicted model, not a curated record. The transcript is spliced from 23 exons.
GGCGCCGUUAAGCUCCGCCCAGCGCCGGUUCCGGUUCCGGUGCGGCCCAUGGCCGCCGCCGCCCGCUGAGGGCCCGGCCCGGCCCGGCCCGGCCCCGCCGGUCACGAUGUCCUCGCGCUCGGCGCUGGCGGCGGGGAACGAGCGGAACGUGGACACGCUCGGUGGCAGCCGCUCGGAGAAGGGCUCGGGCUGGUCCAGCCGCUCGCUCGGCGCCCGCUGCCGCAAUUCCAUCGCCUCGUGCCCCGAGGAGCAGCCGCACAUCGGGAACUACCGGCUGCUCCGCACCAUCGGCAAAGGCAACUUCGCCAAAGUGAAGCUGGCGCGGCACAUCCUCACCGGCAGGGAGGUGGCCAUUAAAAUCAUCGACAAGACCCAGCUGAACCCCACCAGCCUGCAGAAGCUCUUCCGGGAAGUUCGUAUCAUGAAGGGGCUGAACCACCCCAACAUCGUGAAGCUGUUUGAGGUCAUUGAGACAGAGAAGACGCUGUACCUGGUGAUGGAGUACGCCAGCGCCGGUGAAGUGUUCGACUACCUCGUGUCCCAUGGGAGGAUGAAGGAGAAGGAGGCGAGAGCCAAGUUCAGACAGAUCGUCUCGGCCGUGCACUACUGCCACCAGAAGAACAUCGUGCACCGGGACCUCAAGGCCGAGAACCUGCUGCUGGACGCCGAGGCCAACAUCAAGAUCGCGGACUUCGGCUUCAGCAACGAGUUCCGCCUGGGCUCCAAGCUGGACACGUUCUGCGGCUCCCCCCCGUACGCCGCGCCCGAGCUCUUCCAGGGCAAGAAGUACGACGGGCCCGAGGUGGACAUCUGGAGCCUGGGGGUCAUCCUCUACACCCUGGUCAGCGGCUCCCUGCCCUUCGACGGCCACAACCUCAAGGAGCUGCGGGAGCGGGUGCUACGGGGCAAGUACCGGGUCCCCUUCUACAUGUCCACGGACUGCGAGAACAUCCUGCGCCGCUUCCUGGUGCUGAACCCGGCCAAGCGCUGCACCCUCGAGCAAAUCAUGAAGGACAAAUGGAUCAACAUCGGCUACGAGGGGGACGAGCUGAAGCCCUACAAGGAGCCGGAGGAGGACUUCGGGGACACCAAGCGCAUCGAGGUGAUGGUGGGCAUGGGCUACACGCGGGAGGAGAUCAAGGACUCCCUCAGCACCCAGAAGUACAACGAGGUGACGGCCACCUACCUCCUGCUGGGCAGGAAGAGCGAGGUGGAGGCGGGGGACACCCGCAGCGGCAGCACCUUGUCCUUAGCGCGGGUGCGGGCACCCAACGACGUGGCCAACGGCAAGAGCGGCGCCUGCCACGGCAAGAGCCAGCGCGGGGCCGGCACCUACCACCGGCAGCGGCGCCACAGCGACUUCUGUGGCCCAUCGGCGGUGCCGCUGCCCCCCAAGCGCAGCCCCCCCGGCGCGGCGGAGCCGGAGCUGCGGGACGAGCGGGGGGGGCGCAAGGCCAGUUGUGGGGCGAUGGCGGGGGGGGGCCGCGGGGUCACCCCCCACCCCUCCAGCCCCAUGGUCAGCAGCGCCCACAACCCCAACAAGGCCGAGAUCCCCGAGCGGCACAAGGACGGCGCCGGCAACGCCCCCAACGUGCCCCCGAGCGUGAUGGGGCGGCGCAACACGUACGUGUGCACGGAGCGGCCCGAGCGCGCCCCCCUGCUGCCCAACGGCAAAGAGAACAGGUCCGGGCCCCCCCGCGCCCCCCCCCGGCUUCCCCCUCCACCACCUCGAUUCCUUUCCUUCAUCCACAGGAUGGCAGAGAAACCCCCCGGAACCCCCAGUAGGUCCUGGGAGGAGGAGGACGGGGCUCCCCAGAAGAGCAGAUCUUCACCGGAGUCCUAUGAGGAACCCCCGGGCCUGCCAUUGAGGACUGAUGCCACCUGGUUACCCGUGUACACCCUGGAGCGGGACAACGUGGAGCGCAUCGAGGCCUUUGUCAAAAGCCCAACAAUGGACGAGUACGAUAAGAUUGGCUUUCUGGAGAGCAUCUGCAGCCUGUUGAGCACCGCCAGGUACGGCGGCUUGCACCAGGGGCUGGAUGUCUUCUGCCACAAAUGCCAUCUAGCAGAGAUGAUCAAGACGCUGCUCCAACAGGAGCCCAUGGACCCAGUGUGCACCAAGGUGCGGCAUCUCGCCAUGGAUGCCAUAGCAGAAUUGAGCUCAGUGGAGACAGGGCUGGCAGGGCAGGAGGAAAGCCUCCUGGAAACCUGCUGCAGAAGUGUCUUCUUCCUUCCUCCAAAGGAGGAGUUUUCAGACAUGCACACAUACUACUUUAUCUUCAUGCUGGAAUCCAUGGACAACAUGCUCCGGAGGCUGGUGCUCAAUUUUCCUGCCCCCAGGGUCAGCGAGGAGCUGCAGAACUUCCUGCAGGUCCUGCUGAGCUUCACCAGCUCUGAGAGCACCGUGGUGCGGGAGAGGGCCCUGGGGAGGAUCAGGACACUGAGCCAGUUGCUGUUUCACCAUCACACACUGAGGGGCUUCCGCCUGACUGAAACAGACCUAUGCAGCCCUGUCUCCCAGGAAGAACUCUCAGUCCCGCUCCUGGGACAGCUUCUGGGUCGUCUCAUCCUUUUCCGAUUUGCCGAGGAUGAGACAAGGUCUCCAGCUUGGAGUGCUCUUUGGUGCCUCUAUAAUUACCUCCACCAGCAAAAAACAUCUUGA